Messenger RNA from Nelumbo nucifera (sacred lotus), 1257 nucleotides. RefSeq names its product ras-related protein RABH1e. NCBI's taxonomy places the organism in Eukaryota, Viridiplantae, Streptophyta, Magnoliopsida, Proteales, Nelumbonaceae. Gene Ontology annotation, molecular function: GTP binding; GTPase activity. The record is from RefSeq and is a predicted model, not a curated record.
GAUGAUUUGAUCGAGUUGGGAUCUCCAUCUCACCAUGUGCAGUGGGAGGAGAUCCGGACUCGAUUUGAGUGACGAUCUCAGGUGGGAAUUGGGAUCUCCAUCUCACCAUACCGUUGAUGUUCAGCUGAGCUGUUGAGACUUGAGAGCCUGAGCCUGACAAAGGUGUAUGCCAAUGCCAUUUCUGCAAACAAGAGGGGCAUAUAAUAAAUCGGUCAAACAUAUUUGAAGCUUGGACUAGCCGUAGUCGUCGUGGUUGGCGAUUCAGAUUCAGAUCUAUUCGCCUCAGAGAGGUAGAGAGUGAGAGAAAGAUCGAAAAGGAGAAACCAUGGCGAUUGUCUCUCCUCUCGCCAAAUACAAGCUCGUUUUCUUAGGAGAUCAGUCCGUUGGGAAAACUAGUAUAAUCACCCGUUUCAUGUACGACAAAUUUGACACUACAUACCAGGCUACAAUUGGUAUCGACUUUCUGUCAAAGACGAUGUACCUUGAAGAUAGAACAGUUCGUUUGCAGCUUUGGGAUACCGCAGGACAGGAGAGGUUUAGGAGUCUCAUACCAAGCUACAUCAGGGAUUCUUCUGUUGCAGUAGUUGUCUAUGAUGUAGCUAAUCGACAAUCAUUUCUGAAUACUUCCAAGUGGAUUGAAGAAGUACGGACAGAACGAGGCAGUGAUGUCAUCAUUGUCCUUGUUGGGAACAAAACUGAUCUUGUUGACAAAAGGCAAGUUUCAAUAGAGGAGGGAGAUGCCAAGUCCCGUGACUUUGGUGUUAUGUUCAUAGAAACCAGCGCUAAAGCAGGGUUCAAUAUUAAGCCACUAUUCCGUAAAAUUGCGGCUGCCUUGCCAGGGAUGGAAACCCUCUCCUCAACAAAACAGGAAGAUAUGGUUGAUGUGAACCUCAAGCCUACUGUGAAUUCAUCCCAAUCAGAGCAGCAGGGAGGAGGCUGUUCAUGCUAGAGUUGCAUAACAUGGAAUGACAAAUGUAGCUUUCACAGAAGACCAUAUUGGGAAGCUGGAAGGAAGAGUAAAUUUUGAGAUUGGCUGAUCUCAGAGUUAAAUGAGAUUCUAGCAGAUUGGAUGCUCUGGAAAAGUGGUUGGUCAAUUUAAGAAAAGGUUGUUGAUGUUCUUUACAAUAGCUGAAAUUAUCAUUGGUGCCGCAAUUGAAGUUAGUUCAGUUAUUAACACAUGCACAUAUAUCAGUGAUACAUAAAUUUUUGAAGUUGUAUGAAUAGAGCGGCCUUUUUAUUUGUUCUUUCAGUUUUCAA